Messenger RNA from Acanthoscelides obtectus, 739 nucleotides. The record is from the annotation of a GenBank genome assembly. NCBI's taxonomy places the organism in Eukaryota, Metazoa, Arthropoda, Insecta, Coleoptera, Chrysomelidae.
UCUUUAUCUGUUGCAGGGCCACCGCGUAGCCCAACCCCUAGGUCCAGCCUUAGCGGACUCACGAGCGCUCCCUAAUCGUCCCUUUCGCGUCUAAGGGAUGCGCUCCUCACCAGGAAGUCCCUCACCGAUAGACAACAACAAUGACGUCAUCAACAAGAAGAUACAGUUAGUUCAAAGGAUGAGCGAUAACGGAAAAACCAGCUAUCAGGCGAUAAAGUCGACCGAAUCGCUGCAAAGCGCCGGGACGACGAGGUCAUCGACGGUGACUUCCUCUAGAAGUAAAAAGAAAACUGGUGUCCAUCUCAACAAUCUUUGGUCCAUUUGGUACGGCUUGUUCUGUACCGGACUGCAAGGAUAUGCAGCUUACAAAUGCCUGAAAAGAGUACUCGGAUACUCGCUGCUAGCUUGGCCUCAGGGUCUGCCCUACGUAGAACUGAACUGCAGCCUGGGACUAACUGGCGCAGCUUUUUUGCUGUUGCCAAUCUUCAUAUCAGUGGCUGUGCUAAAGGUUAGUACUGAAUAUUUAUGUCUAACAAAAGAUAUCACUCACCGGAGAGGCAUGAUGACAUUGCCAGCAGUAGGGGAACUAUACUCAUUCUGGAAUCAAAAUUACUUUAAACUGCCCCUUGGCCUAUGUUUCCAAUGUGGAACAUGCUACGUAACAACGCACGCUGUUGAACAUGGGCGGCGUGAACAUUUUUUCAAUGGGGCAUUUUUAUUCCACAAUGAAAAUAAUUGA